AAGAAGGCGAAGAAGAGAGCGGAGGGAGCCAGCUCCAACGUGUUCUCCAUGUUCGAACAGGCCCAGAUCCAGGAGUUCAAAGAGGCCUUCACCAUCAUGGACCAGAACAGAGACGGAUACAUUGACAACAACGACCUGAGAGACACCUUCACUGCUUUAGGCCGUAUAAAUGUCAAGCAGGAGGAGAUUGAUGAGAUGCUGAAGGAGGCGCCGGGACCCAUUAAUUUCACUGUCUUUCUCACCAUGUUCGGAGAGAAACUCAAAGGCGCCGACCCAGAGGACACCAUCCUCAACGCCUUCAAAGUCUUCGACCCUGAAGGAAAGGGAACCUUGAAGAAAGACUUUGUGACGAAGAUGCUGACCACCCAGGCGGACCGCUUCUCCCCCGAGGAGGUAGAGCAGAUGUUUGCAGCGUUCCCUCCAGACGUCGCGGGAAACCUGGACUACAAGAACCUGGUCUACGUCAUCACACACGGCGAGGAGAAAGACUAG
This is a messenger RNA of Salarias fasciatus (jewelled blenny), 492 nucleotides long. RefSeq names its product myosin, light chain 2b, regulatory, cardiac, slow (gene myl2b). The record is from RefSeq and is a predicted model, not a curated record. NCBI's taxonomy places the organism in Eukaryota, Metazoa, Chordata, Actinopteri, Blenniiformes, Blenniidae. The transcript is spliced from 6 exons. The coding region runs from base 49 to 492 and encodes 147 amino acids. Gene Ontology annotation, molecular function: calcium ion binding.